Molecule: messenger RNA, 483 nt
Organism: Geodia barretti
Lineage: Eukaryota; Metazoa; Porifera; Demospongiae; Tetractinellida; Geodiidae
Source: the annotation of a GenBank genome assembly
AUGCCCAGACUGGAAACGCUGAGCGAAGUACAGCGCAGGACACUGGAGUUUUUUCCAUGCCUGGAGCAUGAAUCAACCCCCUGGGUGGGAUUGUCCAAGCCACUGUCCGAGUGCAAGGUUGCCCUGGUAACCUCUGCCGGCCUGCACCUGCGUGGCGACAAGCCAUUCACUCGGGAUGAUCCCGGUGGCGAGUACACCUAUCGGGUUAUUCCCAGCGACUGCAACCCGGCGGACGUGGUGCAAAGCCACUUUUCCAUAGGCUUCGACCAUACCGGCAUCUAUCGGGACUUGAACGUCACAUUUCCGGUGGACCGGCUGCGGGAGUUGGUGGAGCAAGGAAAGGUUGGGGAACUGUCUGCCAACUACUACUCUUUUAUGGGCGCGCUGCGGGACGCCAGCAAACUGAUUGAGGAAACCGGCCCGGACGUGGCUCGCCGCCUAAAGGCAGAGGGAGUAGACGUGGCGCUCCUGACCCCUACUUGA